UAACCUCCUUGAAGAGAUUUUGUUUAUUUCUUCAUUUUGGUGGGUAUGGUGGCCUUAUUAUUAUUAUUUAUUAAAUCAACUUGGUGAACUUUCACCAAUUCAACAGUAGACUUGAUAAUUUCAUACGGCUUCUGGAAUUUUUAUAUUUGUAACAUCAGCCAAAAAAAUUCCCCUACUAGAAAGUAAUUAAUUCAAGCAUAUUGUAGGAAUCUUGCCAUUGCAAACAUAUUGGUUGGAUCUUCUUGUAAUGUUCCAAAAUUUAUUCCUUUGAUGAAUAAGAACAGGCAUUAGCGGAACCCAUCAUCUAUUUUUCUGUCCAUUGGUUUUGUCCAUCUUAUGAUAAGCAGGUCUUACACAUGCUUUGCUGCUGGGUCGAAGAUCCAAAUUCUGAGCCAUUCAAGUUGCACCUGCCAAGGAUUUUUGACUAUUUGUGGCUUGCAGAAGAUGGCAUGAAAAUGCAGGUCUGGAAAUAAAAUAAACCACCUUUACAUUUAUGUAGUGGCAUUUUGUCUUUGUUUUUGUCCAUGUCAAUUGAAUCUGGGUUUCUCACAGAAGCAAACUAAUCCGUUAGGAUUGUCCCAUUGGGGUGAUUUUUGGGUGUGGCCCAUCCAGCAUUGGAAUCAUCAGAUCAACAGUGUGGAUCACCAAAUGUCAAGGCCCAUCCUCAGGAAUUCGGAUGCCAAGAAGACAUGAUGUUCUGUGGUGUGUUUGAUGGCCAUGGCCCUUGGGGACACUGUGUAGAAAAAAGGGUCAGAGAAUCGCCGCCAUCAUCUCUGCUUUGCAAUUGGCAAGAGACUCUUGCUAUGAGCUCAAUUACAUCAGAAUUCCUUUUGGAAUCUGAUAAAAUGCUUAAUCGAUUUGACAUUUGGAAGGAAUCCUAUUUGAGAACUUAUUGAAAUGAGUGAUUCACUUGGGCAAAUGAAUCAUAACCUUGAAGGUUUGAAGAGUGAUCUGAAUGAAGUUACUAAGGGAAGGGAUUGCCUUGAUGCUGAGCUACUUGUCUUGAAAGAGCAGCUAGAAAUGGCACAAGCUGUUGCUGAAGAAAAUGAAGCAAUUGCUACAGAAGUUCGACAGAUGGCUGAGGCAAGGAAGAACUGUGCUGAAGAGGAGGAGGUGAAGCUGUUAGAGAAGUCUGUGGAAGAGCUAGAAUAUACCGUAAAUGUAUUGGAAAACAAGGGGGAGCUUGUCAAAGGAGAGGCUGAAAGGCAACGGUUGCAAAGAAAGGAGCUAGAAGGGGACCCCACUGAAACAAUUCAUGUGGAAGGCUAUGUGGCAAUUCAUGUGCAUUUGUAUUUUGUUUUGGAAACUUUAAAUAGACCAUUAAUUGUUUUGUUGAUAUUGUGCUGAUUGUUGUCAUGAUGAAUGUUAAAUGGGUGAAAUAUGCACAGGUUCAAUCAUUUGUUGAUUAUGAUAUUGUUAGCUUUGGUUGAUAGAGAAAUGAGGUCAAAAACUGAAUUUAGCCUC
This is a messenger RNA of Magnolia sinica, 1464 nucleotides long. Its product is annotated as kinesin-like protein KIN-12F. The record is from RefSeq and is a predicted model, not a curated record. Bases 898 to 1347 code for a protein of 149 amino acids. The transcript has 5 exons. Lineage: Eukaryota; Viridiplantae; Streptophyta; Magnoliopsida; Magnoliales; Magnoliaceae.